AUGUCCCUUCUGAGAGAGCAGAAGGGAGAAUUCUAUACUCAGGAUGAAACCGAUGCGAGUCCGGUAAUAUCACAUUUCGAGCAGAAACAGCCGUUCCCACCUCUACCACCCGACGAAUUAGACGCGCCUCGAGAUGCCGAUACCCAGUCCAAUUGCUUCCCGGGGGAAGAUGACCAGGACCUAGCUUCUUCACAUCCUGACGGAGAUGUAGAGGAUGAUGUGGACUUCCACUCACAUUACUCUCUGGAGGACCAGUCUUUCUCAGAUGCCUCUACAGAUUCGAACGAUGAGCAAUCGCCCGAGGAUGGCAUUGCGAUGCAUCAUCCUUUCCGACAGUCGGCGAGCUCUCUUCAUGGACCUAAUGCGUUUGCGCCGCCAUUCUACAACCGACCUCCCACCCCUCUCCCGCCGUCUCCUUCACUGACUUCCCUCCUACGGCCUCCCUUCUCCACCAAUACUUCGCGACCGACCACUCCCGAUAGCUCUGACGUGGAGACGCCCAAUGACACUGAAGCAGCCGUCGCAAAGUCUGCGAGGAGAGCGACGACUGUGCCCAGGGCGAGCCCAAAGGUUCCGACUUACGAGUAUUAUGGCUUCGUCCUCUACCUCGCAUCUUCACUGGCAUUCUUAAUCUACAUUCUGUGGUCUUACCUCCCUUCGCCCUUCCUACAUCAGCUUGGAAUAUAUUACUAUCCAAAUCGAUGGUGGUCGUUGGCUUUUCCUUCCUGGCUAGUCAUGUCGAUCAUCUAUAUCUACGUUGCCUUAGCAUCGUACAAUACUGGAUAUUUGACUCUACCCAUGAAUAGCGUGGAGAAUAUUGUCGAUGAAGUGGCAAACGUGGCGGUCAUAGACGGGAAGGGGAGACGCCGGCCUGGUGGUGCUGCGAAAAUGCGCCCUGGGGCUACCUCUUUUCAGAUCAUGGGCCCGCAAAAUCGCAAAGUCAACUGGAGGGAAAUCUGGAGCGAAGGGACGGAUGCGGUUCUGGAUAUUCCUGUUGGGGGUGUAUGCGAAGUUCUCUACGGGCCAGAACGGGAUGAGAAGGAUGAUGACUGUGUAGAAAGUCCGGAUUUGUAG
Molecule: messenger RNA, 1074 nt
Organism: Aspergillus nidulans FGSC A4
Lineage: Eukaryota; Fungi; Ascomycota; Eurotiomycetes; Eurotiales; Aspergillaceae
Product: protein pigP
Exons: 2
Coding region: 1-1074 (357 amino acids)
Cellular component (GO): membrane
Source: RefSeq, a predicted model, not a curated record